AUGUUGGGAGAAGCCAUCUCGCGUAGAACAAGCUACGAUCCGCAGCUGAAAACUUGGGCGGGUCGGUCAGUGAAAAGUGCUUCUGAGGAUGACCCCACCAUUGGGCAAAUUAUAUUUAAGCAACUACAAAAGGAGCCAAAGAGAAUAUGCCAGAUUUCCCAUUCAGAGAAGACGCAGCUAACGCGUGCGCAGAUGCUGGACAACUCCAUUAGAUGUGCCACCUAUUUGCGGGAUGCUGGCUUCAAAGAGGAAACGGAUAUUGUCGGCAUACUUGCGUCCAAUUCAACGCACCUGGCUGCUUUGGCUUAUGGCUGCAUGUUCAAUGGAACGCCCGUCAAUCAACUAUGCCCAGGCAUUGAUCGGUUGGAUACUUCUCAGAUUCUUGUAGCCGACGAGCUGGACUCUGAGAUUAUCACGUUGUAUGGCCAAGUAGCGGGUGUUAAGAGCAUUUUGGAUCUUUUGGAGCUGCCACUUGAGGAGCACUACCAACCAGCGAGCUUUGAACGUGGCUCGGAGCGUCUCUUGGCCAUAUGCUCAACAUCCGGUUCAACGGGCUUUCCAAAGGCUUCAACUCGGAUAAACAGCCGGCGAAUCUUUUGUGGCACCGAUGAAGUGCAAUUCGAUUUCAAAACAUGUGAAGCUACAGUUGGCUUGCUCUGUCUUAUUAAUGCCGGCAUCUAUGGCACAUUGCGUAUCAUAUGUAUGGAUUUGUUCGAUCCCCAUACCUUCUUGGCCGUGUGUGAGGAGCAUCGAGUUACGUUCAGUCUACUGUUUACUCCAGCUAUAACGGCGCUGGCCAAGUUUCCGAGCAUAAAUGCAAAUGCUUUAAGCAGUUUGCGCCACUUGAAAAUUAUGGGAGCUGUUGCUCUUGCGUCUCCGUUGGAGCAGCUGCAAAAUUAUUUGCCUGAAAAGUGUAUAAUUGAGAAUCAUUACGGCAUGACCGAAACGUGCUGCCAUGCCACUAAUCGCAAUGUUAAGUCGAAUCCCACCUCAGUGGGUCAGCUGAGUCACAAUGUGCGUAUGCGCGUCAUGGAUGCCGAUGGGAAUAUGCUGGGUCCGAAUAAAGUUGGCGAAAUACUGGUUCAUACGGGUGAGCGAUGGCUGGGCUACUAUGGCAAUCCGGCAGCUACGGCUCACAUGCAGGACGCGGACGGUUGGUUCCAUACGGGCGAUCUGGGCUACUUCGAUGACGACCAUGAGCUUUAUAUUGUGGGACGCAAGAAGGAAAUGCUGCGUUGCGAUAUGUUUAUGUACUAUCCUCAGCAAAUUGAGGCGAUUAUAAUACAAAUGCCUGAAGUUGCCGAUGCUUGCGUCUUUGGCAUUUGGCAUGAGCUCCUUGGUGAUGAAGCAGCUGCAUCCGUAAUGCUCAAGCCUGGCUGUGAGCUACUUGCUUCUCAGGUUGUGGACUUUGUCCAGCAACGUACUACGGCCAAGUACAAGCAACUUCUAGCUGGAGCACUUAUUGUUGAUCAUCUGGAGCGAACGCGCACUGGCAAAUUACGGCGUGAGGCCAUCAAGCAACAUUUUUUGAAAGCAACAUCUAGACUUGACGUUAGCAUUAGAAAGGAAGCUUAA
Molecule: messenger RNA, 1575 nt
Organism: Drosophila busckii
Lineage: Eukaryota; Metazoa; Arthropoda; Insecta; Diptera; Drosophilidae
Product: 4-coumarate--CoA ligase 1
Exons: 3
Coding region: 1-1575 (524 amino acids)
Biological process (GO): fatty-acyl-CoA biosynthetic process; long-chain fatty acid metabolic process
Molecular function (GO): long-chain fatty acid-CoA ligase activity
Source: RefSeq, a predicted model, not a curated record